GCGCCGCUCCCUGUAACCCAGUGCGCAGAAUCAUCACACUCCGCUGUCAGCGCAAGACAUACUGACGGUAUGGCGGCAGGAUACAGCAGGAAGGAUGCUACUGUCGCCCGUGAUGUGUCUUUCGCCAACAGAAUGUGAAUGGAAUAUCGACGGUAAAGGGAAAGGAUACCGCAAUAAAGGCCUGUCUCCGUGAACUCCGAGAUGGCCAGGCUCGCCGACUACUUCGUGGUGGUCGGUUACGACCUCGAUAAGAGAGGGGGCAGUGAGGGCCAAGGUCACAUUCUCCAGCGCUUUCCUGAGAAAGACUGGGAGGACAAUCCCUUUCCACAAGGCAUCGAACUGUUCUGUCAGCCCAACGGAUGGCAGUUAGUUCCAGAGAGGGAGCGUCCGUCGUUCUUCGUGUCGGUUCUGACCGACAUCAACUCAGAGCGUCACUACUGUGCCUGUUUCACAUUCUGGGAGGGCCUGGACAACCCUCAGCUACCGAAAGCUGAGGCCAGUGAGGUGGAUGAGGACGAAGUCCCAGGGCUGGUCCAGCCGGCCCAGGUCUUUGCCCCCAAGAGCCUGGUGCUGGUGUCCCGUCUGGACCACACAGAGGUCUUCAGGAACUGUUUGGGACUCAUCUACGCCGUGCAUGUGGAUAGCCUCAGCGUUCCCUUGGAAACGGUGAUCGGAAACCUCCUCACCUGCAUCAUCCCCGUCGCUGGUGGUUCUCAGAUAAAUGAGUCCCCAGUAUGUAGUUUAAAUCUUUCGGUUCCUCAGGCCUUAGCCUGUGACUGGCUACUGGGCUGCUUUCAGGACCAGCCGUGCCAGGAGGAGAGAGAAGAGAGCUUGAGGACUAUAACAUUGGGAGCGGGCGAUCGACAGGUCAUCCAGACUCCCAUCAACGACUCCCUCCCUGUCAGCGGCAGCAGCGUAGCCCAUCUCUUUAGACAGCUUGGUAUAGUGAACGUCCUGUAUCUGUUCUGUGCUGCUCUGACGGAACACAAAAUCCUGUUCCUGUCCAGCAGCUACCAGAGACUAACAGACGCCUGCAGAGCACUACUGGCCAUCAUGUUCCCCCUCAAAUACAGUUUUACUUACGUCCCCAUCCUGCCGGGCAAACUCCUGGAGGUGCUGAGCACACCCACGCCUUUCAUCAUCGGGGUCAAUUCUUUCUUCCGUUCCGAGACCCAGGAACUGGUGGGUAGCAUGACCUUGGAUGUGAUCAUCGCUGACCUGGACGGAGGCACGGUGACCAUCCCGGAGUGUGUCCACAUCUCUCUGCUCCCCGACCCCCUCCUGCAGCAGACCCAGACUGCCCUCUCCAUGGUGUUGGACCCAGAGCUGGAGAUGGCUGACCAUGCCUUCCCCCCUUCCUCCACACAACCCUCCACACUCAAGAUCCAGGAUAAGGAGAUCCGGGCGGUGUUUCUGUGGCUGUUCGGCCAGCUGUUCCAUGGCUAUCGCUGGUGUUUGCACAUCAUCCGUAUCCACCCUGAACCAGUCAUCCGCUUCCAUAAGGCUGCAUUCCUGGGCCAGAGGGCUCUGACUGAGGAUGACUUCCUGAUGAAGGUUCUGGAUGGUAUGGCAUUCGCUGGGUUCAUAUCGGAGAGAGGGCCGCCUUACAGACCCACAGACCUGUUCGAUGAUCUGAUAGCCAAUCAGGUGGAGCGCAUUCGCCAGGAGGAGUGCAGCCCGCACAAAGUCAUGAACCAUAUCAAGGAGCUGGCUGAGCAGCUCUUCAAAAACGAGAACCCGUACCCUGCCGUGGCCAUGCAUAAGGUGCAGCGGCCAGCUGAGAGCCCUGGUCACAAUGACCCCAAGAACUUGGCUAUGUUCCCUCUGCUGGACGACGUUACGGUCCAGCUCUUCAUCGACCAUGCCGCCGCCAAGCUCCAGACCGCCCCGCCCGUGGUCAAGGCCGAGCUCAAAGGCAUGGUGCCCUCCGGACCCCCACUGGGAGACAUUGUGGACAGGCAUGGUCAUGUCCUGGCUAACAGCGCUCGCAGGCUGGAGGUGGUCAGGAACUGCAUUACCUACAUAUUUGACAACAAGAUGCUGGAGGCCAAGAAGCUGAUGCCAGCGGUACUGCGGGCGCUGAAGGGCCGGGCGGCCAGGGUGUGUCUGACCCAGGAGCUCAACCAGCACGUCCUGCAGAACCGAGCUGUGCUGGACGACCAGCAGUUUGACUACAUCGUCCGCAUGAUGAACUGCACCUUACAGGACUGCUCCCACAUGGAUGAACACGGUAUUGCAGCCAUCCUCCUUCCCCUGGUCACGGCCUUCUGCAGGAAACUAGGUGCGGGCAUCACCCAGUUUGCCUACAGCUGUGUGCAGGAGCACAUGGUGUGGACUAACAUGCAGUUCUGGGAGGCCAUGUUCUACAGUGAUGUCCAGAACCACAUCAGAGCCCUGUAUCUGGAGGCAGACGGGGGGGAGCAGUCCAUCGCUUCUCGAGGUCAGCAGGAGUCUGGUCCAGCAGCGGGAGGUCAGGAGCUGCUGGGCGCUCUGGAGCUGGCGUCGGAGCAGAGCAGGCUGUGGCCCACGCUCAGCAAGGAGCAGCAGAGUGAGCGCGUGCAGAAAGAGGAGAGCACGGUGUUCAGCCAGGCCAUCCACUACGCCAACCGCAUGUCCUACCUGCUGCUGCCCCUGGACACCAGCAAGAACCGCCUGCUCAACAGGUCCGGGAUAGGGGAUGUGGAGAGUGUUAGCAACAGCUACGUCACCAACAGGUACACCAACAGCAUUGCUGGCAGCAUGGCGGAGAGCUACGACACAGAGAGCGGCUUUGAGGACGCUGAGAGCUCUGACGUGGCCAACUCUGUGGUGCGAUUUAUCAACCGCUUCGUAGACAAAGUGUGUAACGAGAGUGGGGUGACCAACGAGCACCUCAAGGCACUACACACCAUGAUACCAGACAUCGUUCAGAUGCACAUCGAGACGCUGGAUGCAGUCCACAGGGAGAGUAAGCGACUGCCACCGAUCCAAAAGCCCAAGCUUCUGAGGCCCAUUCUUCUGGCGGGGGAGGAGCUGGUGAUGGACGGCAUGCGGGUGCACCUGAUCUCAGAUGGCCGGGAGGAGGCCACGGGGGCCUUGGGGGGUCCACCCCUCCUCCCUGCCGAGGGGGCUAUCUUCCUCACCACCUACCGCCUCAUCUUCAAGGGCACGCCUAACGACCCGCUGGUGGGUGAGCAGGUGGUGACUCGGUCGUUCCCCAUCGCCUCCCUGACUAAGGAGAAGAGGAUCUCUGUCAGUCUGUCCAUGGACCAGUUUAUACAGGAGGGUCUGCAGCUACGUUCCUGCACUUUCCAGCUGCUGAAGAUAGCGUUUGAUGAGGAGGUGGCGUCGGACCUGGCCGAGGUGUUCCGGAAGCACAUGCACAAGCUCCGCUACCCACAGCACGUCCAGGGAACCUUCGCCUUCACCGUGGGCCAGAGUGGCAAGACGUUGGUCGAACACAAGACCAAGGACAAGAACCAGUCAAUAAAAACACUUUCCAAAAACUUGGUGAAGAGCGCCAAGAGGACGAUCGGUCGACAGUAUGUGACCCGGAAGAAGUACUCACCUCCCACCUGGGAGAACAGGAGCAGCCUGCAGUCAGAGCUGGACGAGGAUGAACUCUCUGUCUCAGAGGAGUUGGACCAGGGCUCCCUCACCCUCUCUUCCACCAUCCGCUCCUCGGACAGACAGACCAUGAGCAACGUGGUGGAGCGCGCCUGUUGCCGUGACUACCAGCGGCUAGGACUGGGCACGCUCAGUAACAGCCUGACGCGCUCCAAGAACGAGCCCUUCCGCAUCUCCACCGUCAACCGCAUGUACACCGUCUGCAGGAGUUACCCCGGCCUGUUGAUCGUGCCCCAGAGCAUCCCAGACUCCACCAUCCAGCGCAUCUCCCGCUGUUACAGACAGAACCGUUUCCCUGUGGUGUGCUGGAGGAACUCUCGUACCAAGGCUGUGCUGCUGCGCUCUGCAGGCCUCCAUGCUAAGGGAGUGGUGGGCUUCUUCAAGUCCCCCAAUGCCACCAGCGCCGGCCCCUCCCAGGCUGACUCAACCAGCCUGGAGCAGGAGAAGUACAUGCAGGCGAUCAUCAGCUCCAUGCCCUCCUACUGUGAGCCCAGUGGCAGGAACACGCUCGGCGGCUUCACCUCCACUCACAUGAGCACCUCCGACUCGUCAGAUAAGCUGAGGCAGCCUAAGAUCGGAGCUCUGAUGAAACAGGUGAUGGGAGGCAAGGAGGACGUACCUGGAACCUUCAGCCGCGGAGGGAAGUGGGGCAGUAUCCGGGGUAGUGGGCGUCUGAGUGCCUACAACCCAGAAGUGGGGAACAGGCUGUCCAGUAAGGAGUCUCCCCAGCCCAACGGGGGCCCCAGCGAGGCUCUGUUCCUCAGACAGCAGAGGGCCUACCUCUACAUCAUCGGAGACAAGACACAGCUCAAGGGUGGUAAGCAGGACUCGUUCCAGCAGUGGGAGGUGGUGCCCAUCGAGGUGUGUGACGUGCGUCAGGUGAAGAACAGCUUUAAGAAGCUGAUCAAGGCCUGUGUUCCCAGCUCAGCCACCUCUGAACCCAGCAUGACCUUCCACCGCUGCCUGGAAGAGUCCGAAUGGAUGUGCCUGCUCCACAGAGUUCUGCAGGUGUCUGUCCUGGUGGUAGAGUUGUUAGACACGGGCUCGUCAGUCAUGGUCAGCCUGGAGGAUGGCUGGGACGUCACUACUCAGGUGGUGUCUCUGGUCCAGCUUCUGUCAGACCCGUACUACCGGACCUUCGAUGGCUUCCGCCUGCUGGUGGAGAAGGAGUGGCUGUCGUUUGGCCACAGGUUCAGUCAUCGCGGCGCCCAGACCCUGGCCAGCCAGAGCAGCGGCUUCACUCCUGUAUUCCUGCAGUUUCUCGACUGCGUGCACCAGAUCCACCUGCAGUUCCCCAUGGAGUUUGAGUUCAGUCAGUACUACCUGAAGUUCCUGGCCUACCACUACGUGUCCAACCGCUUCAGAACCUUCCUGCUCGACUCGGACUACGAACGUAUUGAGCUCGGGGUUCUGUACGAGGAGAAGGGGGAGAGGAAGAACCCGCAGGUGUGUAAGUCAGUGUGGGAUUACAUCGACCGGCUCAACAAGAAAACGCCUAUCUUCUUCAACUACAUGUUCUCACCAGAGGAUGAGGAGGUGUUGCGGCCGUACAGCUUUAUCUCCAACCUGAAGGUGUGGGACUUCUACACAGAGGAGACUCUGUCUGAGGGCCCGUCUUACGACUGGGAGCUGGUGCAGAGGGGCCGGCAGGAGAGGCUGGCUGAGGAGGUACCUGACAAACCAGACACCACCACCCCCAAGUCCCAGCGAUGCAUCGUCUGGCCCUGCUACGACAGCCGCAGCAGAGUGGUACCCGACGCCAUCACCAAACUGCUGCAGGACCUGCAGAGUCUGGAGGCAGAGUUGGGGCUGCCACCAGAGAAAUGGAAGGACACCUGGGACAAGAUCAAGGCUAACCAACGGGCCGAGGCCAAGCUGGAGAACAGGCCGUCUUUCAACAACUCCUUGCUGAUGUCGUCCAAUCUGAGUCACCAGCGGCGGUCUCAGGGGGUGUACCUUCCGGAGAGUGGAGUGGGCUCCUCCAUUAACCUGGCCAUGGACCGUGAGACCAGCACCACCUCCACCCCUGUGGCUGGGCGCCCCAGCACCAGCACCCUAUACAGCCAGUUCCAGAGCACGGAGAGUGAGAACAGGAGUUUUGAGGGCAUCCUGUUUAAGAAAGGUGCGUUGCUGAAGCCAUGGAAACCCCGCUGGUUUGUGCUGGACAAGACCAAACAUCAGCUGAGAUACUAUGAGACCAGGCAGGACAAGGAGUGUAAGGGGGUGAUUGAGCUGGCGGAGGUGGAGUCCGUCAUUCCAGGCACGCCCACCAUGGGAGCGCCCAAAAACAUAGAGGAGAAAGCCUUCUUCGAUCUCAAGACGACCAAACGAGUGUAUAACUUCUGUGCGCAGGACAGCCCCAACGCACAGCUGUGGAUGGACAGUAUUCAGAGCUGCCUCUCUGAUGCCUAGGCUCCACCAUAACAGGAACUAUCCAACCAGGAACCAAUGAGCAAUGCUGAGGCACCCGAUGGACAUCUCUGCUGGCCAAUCACAGGAGUUCCUCUCCAGAAGGAUGCGGGAUUGAGACAGAGUCCUUUCCACAGUUGAGCGCCGUUGAACUGAUGUCACGUUUCAGUGUUUUUGUUAUAAAAAAUUUAAGAAAACCGAAAUGAAAGUAAGAAGUCCCUGAAUGACCACUUGCUUUUGUCUCACCGUGUUGCUGGCUGCAGCCUGUCACCUUGGUAGUACAACCACUCUUUGCGCUGGAUGUCUAUGCAAAAUGAAACAAGCAUGAUGUAGUUUGUGGUGUGAGCUUGAAGAUGGACAGUUUCUCAGUAAUCUAACUGGGGCCUCCAGCAUGUUCCAGCAUGCAGAUGUAGCCAGAAUCUCCCAUCUCCUAGAGACUACAACUCUCAUUCCUCCACACACCAGGGAGGAAGUAAUGAUGAACUACAUUAUCCAGCCCAGCCAUGUCCUGUUGACCAUGAAAACAGGAAGUGAAUUCUUUAACAGAACACAGAAUUGGCCCCAACUGAUGCAGGACAGUCAUCAUGGUCACCUGCUAGCUGACGUUGAAGCCUCCCGUUUCCCCGUCACUGCCUGAUGUAGCAGAGUCUUACUCGUGAGGAGUUGGACACUCACAGAUCCCCUCUAAGAUGUCUCUUAUUCCCCAGACACACCACCAAGGGAGCCCUCAACGGUUUAUGAAGAAUUUCUAUUUUUUACAGCUGAUCUGUUACAUUUUUGGGUCAGUGAGAGAUCAGUCCUCCUAGUUAUCACACCCAGAGCAGUUGAUAUGCUGUUAUUAGCCCUCGUGAUCAAACCAGGAGAAUGGCAGUCGGAGAUUCUAAAUCCACCGGACAGGGAGUCUGUCUGCAGAACAAUAUUAGUGUUUACACAAGAAGCUAUGGGCUGUACUUCUCCCUCUAUAUUUCUUAUCAAAAACAAAUAAAAACCACUAUUACAGUUGAAUGUUAAGGGAUGCUGAAGGAACAGGAGGGAUGUAUUUUUGUGAAGAUUAAUUUAUGCACAAAAUGAUAAAACAAAAGGUGGAUGGGGCCUGUGGGCAGAACAGAUUAUGGGAUGGAUGACUAGUCUGUUUACUACAUGGCACAGUGCUGAGACUGGAUCUGAAUAACAUGACAGACUUCCUGGAUACGACCCCCCCCCCCCUCUGUUUCUAUGGUCAGGUUUAAUGUUGGACAAAUGGUAUUUCAGUUAUACAAGUGCCAGUGGAUUUUAACAUGUGACAAGUAUUAGACAGUUGGAUUGGAAUGUGCUCUAAACAACCAAUUUUGUUUUCCGGUAAUAUAGUUCUUAACCAGAGAGGCGCGUUGGGUGUUCAAGGCACUUAGAAUAAUUCAAAUCCCCAACUAUAAUUACGCAGCCAAUUAAUAGCAUUGAAAGUCUCAAAAGCAUGUGUCCGAGGAUAAGAUAUCACUCUCUGUGCACCUACUCAGCCUUUGUUUGGUGGUCUGUGAGCUUGGCUUCUGAACAACUGCAUCUAUGUGAACAGUAAUUCUUCAGCGAGUCCCAACUUUCUCGCCGCUGCUCUUCUGUCUAAACCAGUGUUUUUAGCUAGAGGCUGUUACAUUCUAUUCUUAAGCCUGUACAUAGGAGUCAAUGUCUGUUAGAGCCUUGUAGAGAAAAUAUGUUUAGCUGGAAUUUGUGAGAUUGCAAUUAAGUAAAUUGUUAGUUUUUUUAUGCUACAGAGCAGUAUCGGUUAGCCCUCAUUUUGAGCCCCCAAGUUAUGAAAACAGACGCACACACAUUGCCGUGUAAAAUAUGGUUAUACUGCUGUCAUGUUGAACAUAAAAUUUGAAUUGUAGAUUUGUGUCUAACUCCUUUUGUAUAUACUACUCAGAUUUGUAUGUAACGUUUAUGGUAGUAAUUUAUUUAACUUUGUCUCCUCGGUAAGAAAAGCACCACUUAUUUUUAAAAUUAGGAAUCCAAUGUGCCAUUUGUUUAUUUCUGUGUUUACGUGACUAAUGCUACUACUUUUUGGAAAAUGUGUUGUAUAAGUAAACCCUCAAUGU
Molecule: messenger RNA, 8084 nt
Organism: Oncorhynchus kisutch (coho salmon)
Lineage: Eukaryota; Metazoa; Chordata; Actinopteri; Salmoniformes; Salmonidae
Product: myotubularin-related protein 5
Exons: 43
Coding region: 202-6018 (1938 amino acids)
Biological process (GO): regulation of Rab protein signal transduction
Cellular component (GO): cytoplasmic vesicle
Source: RefSeq, a predicted model, not a curated record